UCCGCUCAUUUUCUUUCCCAGAAGAAAAAUAGAUUAUUUUCUAAAUGAGGACAAUCCAGUGACUGACUUCGAGAAGACUCCUUUUCUUUUCCUCCCUCAACCAAUUAGGGAGAAAUCUCAUCUACCUGAGGUGUCCCCUGCCUGCCCCUGGAAGCUUGGGUCCUUGUUCACUCAAGAGGUUAACGUUACUGGUGUUUUAAAAUUUAUCCUUAAGCCCCAACCUGCCUAUUUUUAUUCUGGGUCCAGGGGGCUUUAUUGGAAAUCAUGGGGGAGGGGGAAGGUUGCUGAAGGCUACAGUGUCCAAAGGCAAAGGAAAUUUGCUUUUCAAACGGAUGCGGAGAUCGCUAUUUCAUUGGGUUCAAGACAAGAUGCCCUGAAAAUAUAAGGUUGCCAUGGGUGUUCUUGUGCGUUGGGUUGUUAGUGGGGGCGGCACAGCUAGGGCUCCUUUACUUAGUAUUCAAGGAUGUGAAAUUUCUUUCUGCCACGCUGACAGCGGCGGCAGCUUUAGCCGCAAUUAGAACUCUUGGUUAGCAUUGUUUCGAUGAAUCGGGAAUUAGCAAAUUACUAUUCAGUUGCUUUUGGAAACUUGCAGGUUUGGUUUUGUUUCGUUCUAUCUUCUAUCUUUAGUGAGGGAAGUCGAGCCGUUUCUCCGACCAUGGGCCUUGUGGGUUAAAGGGAGGGACUGGUGAGGAGGACAGACUGAAGGACAUAAGGAAGCUCAUAGUACAACUAAAUGCGAUCUGGAAGGCGAAGUCUCCCCGAAUUAGUGCGUGAAUUUCCUAUCGAUCCGCCCGCGGUUCCAUUCAUCUCUGACAAGUCCCUCCGCGCACCCGCCCUCUCGCUCCCGACGCCUCCUCGCUCACCUCCUACCCCUCCCCAUCUGGCUGCACCGAGAAGCCCCAAGCUCAGCGCCCCUCUGACCUAGUGGGUACCCAUUUUAAGAAGGAACUCCUUGGUCCACCAACCACUUAAAACCCCACACAGACACCCAGUGCGUGAGCUCCCUCUCAUCCUGGGGAGGAGAUGGUGCCCUAUGGGAGACAGAGAACGCUUGGUGGAGGUUAGGUAGGGCAAGGGUGGGGGCUACACCCGGAGCCCCAACUUCUGAGGGAUGCAGGGAUUGUACUCUGCCCAGACCCCCCAAAACAGGCUCUUCACUCUUAACCUGCUCACUGUUUCUUAGCUCACAUCACCCUCUCUGUUGUGGAGAAAGCCAGGCGAGGAGGGGGUCGCCCCGCAGGAGCCCUAUGUAAAUCCUGGUGUUGGGUGGGUGGGGAGGGGUAGAGAAGGGGAAAUAAACCUCUUUGGCUGGAGUAGGGUCCGGGUGAGCAGAUUUCCUUAUCCGGGAAUCGCAGGCCGGGUGGCCAUUGGCUCGGAGGAUCACGUGGGCCUCUAACUUUGUUCACUUGACAGUAAGUAGGAGGGCUUUCGGAAACAGGAAAACGAGUCAGGGGUCGGAAUAAAUUUUAGUAUAUUUUGUGGGCAAUUCCCAGAAAUUAAUGGCUAUGAGUUCCUUUUUGAUCAACUCAAACUAUGUCGACCCCAAGUUCCCUCCGUGCGAGGAGUAUUCACAGAGCGAUUACCUACCCAGCGACCACUCGCCCGGGUACUACGCCGGCGGCCAGAGGCGAGAGAGCGGCUUCCAGCCGGAGGCGGCCUUUGGGCGCCGGGCGCCGUGCACUGUGCAGCGCUACGCGGCCUGCCGAGACCCCGGGCCCCCGCCACCUCCGCCGCCCCCGCCGCCCCCGCCACCGCCCGGGCUGUCCCCUCGGGCUCCCGUGCAGUCAACAGCCGGGGCCCUCCUCCCGGAGCCCGGGCAGCGCAGCGAGGCGGUCAGCAGCAGCCCCCCGCCGCCUCCCUGCGCCCAGAACCCCCUGCAUCCCAGCCCGUCCCACUCCGCGUGCAAAGAGCCCGUCGUCUACCCCUGGAUGCGCAAAGUUCACGUGAGCACGGUAAACCCCAAUUACGCCGGCGGGGAGCCCAAGCGCUCUCGAACCGCCUACACUCGCCAGCAGGUCCUGGAACUGGAGAAGGAGUUUCACUACAAUCGCUACCUGACGCGCCGCCGGAGGGUGGAGAUCGCCCACGCGCUCUGCCUGUCCGAGCGCCAGAUCAAGAUCUGGUUCCAGAAUCGGCGCAUGAAGUGGAAAAAAGACCACAAGUUGCCCAACACCAAGAUCCGCUCGGGUGGCACCGCGGGCGCAGCCGGAGGCCCCCCUGGCCGGCCCAACGGAGGCCCCCCUGCGCUCUAGUGCCCCCUAAGCAGGAGCUCGAACCUGGGGGGGUGGGGGGGAACAGCAAGCACCGAAGGGGGGGAUGUGGGGUAUGGGAGGGUCCCCGGGCUUGAGCCCAGAAAAACCUAUUUACCCUACCCCCACUUUAUCUAUAAGGAAUAAACACAGAGAACGGGGGUAGGGAAGCCUUAUUUAUAGAAACGACAAUGGGGAGCCGGAUAAAGUCCUCCAGAAGCAAGAUUCGAGUCUCUUGCUUUCUUCCUUUAAAAAAUGAGAGAGAGAAAGAGAAAAGAAAAAGAAGAAAGGAAGGGUCCGGAAGAAAAGAAGGAAGAAAGGAAAAGACAGAAGAGAAAUGGAGGAGGCUGUUCCGCCAGGUUUUCAGCUUUGGUGAAGAUGGAUCCACGCUUCAUCUUUAAUCAUGCCAGGCCUGGGCCCAUCUGUCUUGUUUACUCUGCCGAGGAGAAGACGAGCUUCGGUGGCGACCAUUACCUCGACACUUGGCUAACAAAUGAGGCCGGGCUCGGCCGCUGCCGCCGCCUCUGCUGCUGCCUGCCACUGCUGGACCACAGCCUGGAUUUUCUUUCUUUGUCCCCUACUCCUGACACCCAGCGAAUGCACCCUCAGACUGCCAGAUAGCACAGUGUUUUGGCCACGGUAACAAACACACACACUCACACACAUAACUUUCCUCCCUGUCUGUGCCCACUUUGGGGUGGGGGUGAGAAGACUGCUCAUUCCCUUCCACCACAGACUUAGAAGGGGGAACAGAAGGGAAGCGAGGGGCGGUCUGCACAACGUGGGUUCCCAAAUAUGAACCCAAGAAAUAAAUGAACAUUAAAAAAAAAAAAGAAAGAAAGCAAUUGGGACACUCAAGAGGGCCUUCUGUUCGGAGGUCCAGCAAGGCCUGCCAGAGUGAGGGGCAGUUGAGUUCUGGGAGCUGGGAAUGUCUUCUGGGCAGUUCAAGGUAGUAGAGCCGAGGCCUUCUCUUAGGUUACAAAUGAAUGUGAAAUUAGGAAAUAAAAUGCUGUGGCCCUCCUACUCUGGAAGGACAAUGUUGCAGAACCCUCUCCCGUUGUUAUCAUUGUUACAUCGUUUAUUAUUAUUAUUAAUAUUAUUAUUAUUAUUAUUUUAUGUCAUGUGUGUCCUCCUGUUCUCUUUCUGACAUUCCAAAACUAGGCCCCUUCCUACCUCUGGGGGCUGCCUGAGCCUAGAACCUUUUGUUGGUGUGAAAAUUUGUGUCCUGUACAGAGUGACAACAGAAAUAAAUGUUUGGUAUCUCAUGACCAUCA
Grammomys surdaster is the source of this 3523-nucleotide messenger RNA. It is a transcript of the gene Hoxb4, whose product is annotated as homeobox B4. The coding region runs from base 1500 to 2252 and encodes 250 amino acids. NCBI's taxonomy places the organism in Eukaryota, Metazoa, Chordata, Mammalia, Rodentia, Muridae. Gene Ontology annotation, cellular component: nucleus. Gene Ontology annotation, biological process: regulation of transcription by RNA polymerase II; embryonic skeletal system morphogenesis; anterior/posterior pattern specification. Gene Ontology annotation, molecular function: RNA polymerase II cis-regulatory region sequence-specific DNA binding; DNA-binding transcription factor activity, RNA polymerase II-specific. The record is from RefSeq and is a predicted model, not a curated record. The transcript is spliced from 2 exons.